This is a messenger RNA of Rhipicephalus microplus (southern cattle tick), 1682 nucleotides long. RefSeq names its product 60S ribosomal export protein NMD3 (gene Nmd3). The record is from RefSeq and is a predicted model, not a curated record. Gene Ontology annotation, molecular function: ribosomal large subunit binding. Lineage: Eukaryota; Metazoa; Arthropoda; Arachnida; Ixodida; Ixodidae. Gene Ontology annotation, biological process: ribosomal large subunit export from nucleus. Gene Ontology annotation, cellular component: cytoplasm; nucleus.
UUAUGGCUGCCGGUGUGCGUGGUAUGUGAGAGCACGUGUACUUUACAACCUGUAUUGCAUCGAUACGAAGUCUACACACGUUCGUCAUGGAACAGGCCAUCGAAGCAGCCGCCUCCGGAGGCGAGUGCAGGAUUCUCUGCUGCCAAUGCGGUCUACCGAUAGAGCCGAAUCCUUCAAACAUGUGCGUCAACUGUCUUCGAAAUCUCGUUGACAUCACCGAAGAGAUUCCAAAGCAGGGGACAAUUUACUUUUGCCGUGGUUGCGAGCGCUAUUUGCAACCCCCUGCUCACUGGGUUUACGCAACCCUCGAGUCGCGAGAGCUCCUCGGUCUGUGUUUAAAGAAGAUUAGGGGUCUCAGUAGUGUGCGGCUGGUAGAUGCCAGUUUCGUCUGGACGGAGCCUCACUCCAGACGCAUCAAAGUCAAGUUGACCGUUCAGAAAGAGGUGGUUGGAGGCACCGUGUUGCAGCAGGUGUUUGUGGUCGAGUUCAUGAUCAACCACCAGAUGUGCGACAACUGCCACCGACGGGAAGCUAAGGAUUUCUGGCGAGCCCUUGUGCAGGUCAGGCAGAAAGUGCAACACAAGAAGACUUUCUUCUACUUGGAGCAACUCAUACUGAAACACCAAGCGCACAAGGACUGUCUCAACAUAAAGGCACACCACGACGGGCUCGACUUUUACUUCUCGAAAAAGGACGAAGCUCGCAAGCUGGUCGACUUCUUUCAGACCAUGGUGCCCUGCAAGUAUAUCAUGUCGCAACAGCUAGUUUCGCACGACAUACAUUCUAACACCUUCAACUACAAGCACACUUUCUCAGUGGAAAUCGCCCCGGUCUGCAAGGACGACGUUAUAUGCCUCCCGCCUGCUGUAGCAAGGUCCUUGGGCAGCAUGAAUCAGAUAUGCAUUUGUCUCAGAGUGACAAGCGCCAUACACUUGUUGGAUCCUGCCACGCUUCAGGUUUCGGAACUCUCCUCGCAGCAUUUCUGGCGGCAGCCUUUCGGUGCACUGUGCACGCCCAAGCAGCUCACUGAAUAUGUCGUCAUGGACAUAAACUUUGUGAAGGAUGUAGAUAGGACUGUUUUUGCUGGCCAAGGAAAGUUGUCCUUCAGGCACGUCCUGGCAGAUGCGUGGGUCAUUCGUGCCUGCGAACUGGGAACUCACGAGAAUUACAUCCACACUAAGACUCACCUGGGACACCUGCUGAAACCGGGUGACUCUGCCUUGGGUUUUGAUCUCGCAAAUGCCAACAUCAACGACGCACACUUUGAAAAGCUGAAGUCUGAGAAGAUUCCAGAGGUUGUUCUCGUGAAGAAGGUGUAUGGAGACCGCAUGUCUCGUUGCCAGAGGCGCCGCUGGAAGCUGCAGCGCCUUCAAGUUGACAUGGAGACUGAAACCAGCAGCGUGGCGAGAGACUACACAGACUUUCUUGAGGACCUUGAGGAGGAUGCUGCUUACCGUCAGAAUGUCAACAUUUACAAGGAUAAUGAUAAGAUCGCUGUUGACACUGAUGACGAAGAUGGUGAGGCACCACGAAUCACUCUCCAAGAAAUGUUAGAUGACCUUCAAUUAGAGGAUGAUCCGAUGGGAGAUGGAGGCAACAGUGAAGACACUAACCAAGCCUAAUGUAUGCCUCAAAAAUGCUGCUGUAUAUUCACAUCAAAUACAAUCUUGUUAUUCACUAGU